Perkinsus marinus ATCC 50983 is the source of this 1419-nucleotide messenger RNA. RefSeq lists its product as hypothetical. The coding region runs from base 1 to 1419 and encodes 472 amino acids. The transcript has 2 exons. NCBI's taxonomy places the organism in Eukaryota, Perkinsozoa, Perkinsida, Perkinsidae. The record is from RefSeq and is a predicted model, not a curated record.
AUGUCCAUGGAGUCUAUCGCGGCUAAGGUCCAAGCUACUAGUUGGGCAGACCCACCUGCGGUUACUGUCGCCAAGUGUAUGUUGGAGCAGGUGGACUCAUCUAUUGAAGGUAUGGACGGUCACAAGUUGGCGGCUAAUAUCCGAGAGACUGCUUUGGGUAUAUUUGUGAAGGCCUUGGUCCGAGACGUGAAGAUAAACAAGCGCGUUGGUAACAAGGUUAUCGAUGAUCUCCGUGAGGAGUUAUUGGUUCCUGGGGUUGAUUUUAACAAGAUCGUUCAGACCUACGACUUUACUUGCCCCUUGUCGCGUCUUGGAGAUGUUACGUACAGUCGUGAUUUGGUUGUUGGUGUGGGCCCUCGUGAUACUUGGUUUGGUAAGGUCAAAGGCCCCCAGGUAUACAAUUCCCAAGGGUUGGUUCUAAGUACCCUACCAGUGAUUGAUUGGGAGUUGUUCAACGAGUUCGAGAGCCGUAUUAUGGACUUACCCCUAUUGAACACCUUUCAUAUUGUUCCAGAAGUUUGGUAUAAGAUGGAACCUAGACUAAGGUUGUUCAUUUGCAACAAUAUCACGAGGUUUGAUGGUAUCAGUGAUGUUGUUGAUGUUAAAUGUCUGCAUCUGGAAGGGAUUGAUUACCCUCCUCGUCUUGCUAACUUGGGUCAGUUCAUAAGGUUCAUGGUUGUACGUACCUUUCUGGAUCUCACCAACCAAUGGGAUAGUGAGAGUACCUACCCGGUUUUGGUGUUGUCUCGUAUGGCUUAUGACAGUAAGGCGGUUGUGCAGAAGGUUAAGCCAGUUACAUUGAGUCUGUUCUUCACCAUAAAAAGGGUUUAUGCUAUGUACAACACUAUCUUUUGGCGUACGCUUUGGGCGGAAUAUACUCACUGUAAUGAGUAUCAUAUCGUUCAACAGUUGGAACGAAAGUUUGAUCAGCAUUCAUUCCAAGUAUUCAAAAGGUACGAGCCCUACCUACAGUACUUCUUGGUCGACGGUGCUAUGACUGAAGGUAUAUUGGAGGCUAUUCCGCAUAUCGAGAAGGCUUACUGUUACCCUAAGAGUUCUUACUCCUCCGCCGAGGACGGAGAAAGGUCUUGGAAUAAAGAUGAUGGUACUUGGAAGUCCCCCAAUGCGUACGGUGGUAAAAAGAAUGAUGGUUCUGAGUCUAAGGUUACCUGGUCGAAGACUAUAUCGCCCGAGGGUUCCAAUAGGGAGCAAUUGGAUGAGUCUUCAUUUAAGGGUGCCAAUGAGACUCAAGGUUCUUCUUCUAAGGUCUCUGAUGUCCAUAAGGUUGAUGGAGAGUCACGAGGAUACUAUCAGCAGGAGGAUAAUAAGGUUGAGGUUGAUGUCAACGGUGUAUACUUGUAUGGUAUCAGAAUCGCCAUGGACGAGAUAUUCGAGACGCCGAACUUCAGCAUUUAUUGA